GCCCGUCCGCCACACCCGCCGCCCGUCUGUCUACUUGGCGGCUGGGCGUUUCUUCUGUGCGGGUGUUGUGUGGCCCUCGCGGAAGCCGUUCUUGGCGAGGCGGGGCAACUUCUUCAAAUAGCGCAUUCUGACAGACAGACAGACAGACACCGGCACACAGAGCGCUUGGUGUGUGUGGGUCAGUUUGCUCAGUCGUUCGUUCGCCCACCUGCCGGUGCCAGUGGUCGUCCGCCGCUUGGCCUUCUCGCUCCAAUUGUAGCUGCGCUUCCUCGCCGCGGGGUAACCUGACAGACAGACAGACGAACGAUCAGGAGUGCGAAGCGAGCCAAGCCACUCGGUAGAUCAGAUCUGCAGAUCUGGCCUUGCGUGUCGUGUGUGUGAGAGAUCCGCGUGUUCGUUGCCCCUCCCCGCCCGUCCUUACCGCAUGCCGCGCAGACCUUCUUCUGGAUGUGGAACGCCCGCUGGUUACAGCGAAUGCACAGCGUGUGGGUCUUGCCGUUCCGCUUCCCGAAGGAGCCUGCGUCACAGACAGACAGACGGACAGACAGACAGACAGACAGACAGACGGGUGUUGAAGGGGUGUGUGUGGGUGAGGAAGGACUUUGGGUGCGUGUGCGUUACCUGUUCCCUUGCCGGCCUUCCCCAUUCAGAUGACACGGCGUGCGUCAACUGAACCGAACCACAGAAGAGGAACGUGAGAUCUGGCUGUUCAGCACUUCUGCUUCCCUGUUUU
Messenger RNA from Vitrella brassicaformis, 733 nucleotides. The record is from the annotation of a GenBank genome assembly. NCBI's taxonomy places the organism in Eukaryota, Vitrellaceae.